CUGACAAUGUUAGUCAGAAUCGAUCACAGAGCUGUUUUUCGCACUUCGCUAUCUAAGGUUCUGGGUUCUCAGUGUUUGCGGUCUUGCGGAGCACAGCAUCGUCUGUUAGGGAAGAAUGGAUCAUCAAGGGCAUAGCCAGAACCCAUCUAUGGGGGUUGUCGGGAGUGGAGCUCAAUUGACGUACGGUUCUAACCCAUAUCAGCCAAGCCAGAUAACUGGGCCUCCUGGAUCGGUUGUUACAUCAGUUGGGACCAUUCAAUCCUCCGGUCAACCUGCUGGAGCUCAGCUGGGACAGCAUCAACUUGCUUAUCAGCAUAUUCAUCAGCAACAACAGCAGCAACUUCAGCAACAGCUCCAGGCCUUUUGGGCAAAUCAAUACCAAGAAAUUGAGAAGGUUACUGAUUUCAAGAACCACAGUCUUCCCCUGGCUAGGAUCAAGAAGAUUAUGAAGGCUGAUGAGGAUGUUAGAAUGAUAUCAGCUGAGGCACCUGUCAUAUUUGCAAGGGCAUGUGAAAUGUUCAUAUUAGAGUUAACCCUGCGUUCUUGGAAUCACACUGAAGAGAACAAAAGGAGAACACUUCAAAAAAAUGAUAUUGCAGCAGCAAUCACAAGGACUGAUAUCUUUGAUUUCUUGGUUGACAUUGUCCCUCGUGAGGAUUUGAAAGAUGAAGUGCUUGCUUCAAUCCCAAGAGGAACAAUGCCUGUUGCAGGGCCUGCUGAUGCACUUCCUUAUUGCUAUAUGCCACCCCAGCAUGCUCCCCAAGUUGGAACUGCUGGUGUCAUAAUGGGUAAGCCUGUGAUGGACCCAAAUAUGUAUGCUCAGCAGACUCAUUCAUACAUGGCACCACAAAUGUGGCCACAGCCACCAGACCAACGACAAUCAUCUCCUGAUCAUUAGCUGCUGUAUUAUGCAUAUUCAUGGAAAUUAAGAUUAUCUGGCAUUGUAAUCAGUUGAGAAUGUCAAACUGAAUGGUUGGGAAGGUCCAUAGCGAUAGCUGAUAGUUUACAAGGAAUGCAGACUAUAAACAUAUGUAGAUAGUGUGCUAGUGAAAACUUACCAUAACUUCGAUUAAACUGGAUAAGAUGGUAUUUUUCAUGGUUUAAUUUUCUGGUCUUCAGAUGGUAAUAUUUCCUGGAUUUUUACUUAAAUUUAGCUUCUUUGUAAUGGCUACAUUUUAUGCACUUAUUUAUGCCAUCUUUUCUGUCAUUCC
Molecule: messenger RNA, 1211 nt
Organism: Gastrolobium bilobum
Lineage: Eukaryota; Viridiplantae; Streptophyta; Magnoliopsida; Fabales; Fabaceae
Product: nuclear transcription factor Y subunit C-3
Exons: 4
Coding region: 116-898 (260 amino acids)
Biological process (GO): regulation of DNA-templated transcription
Cellular component (GO): nucleus
Molecular function (GO): DNA-binding transcription activator activity, RNA polymerase II-specific; protein heterodimerization activity; DNA binding
Source: RefSeq, a predicted model, not a curated record